This is a messenger RNA of Solanum tuberosum (potato), 459 nucleotides long. Its product is annotated as nuclear transcription factor Y subunit C-4-like. The transcript is spliced from 2 exons. NCBI's taxonomy places the organism in Eukaryota, Viridiplantae, Streptophyta, Magnoliopsida, Solanales, Solanaceae. Gene Ontology annotation, molecular function: protein heterodimerization activity; DNA-binding transcription factor activity, RNA polymerase II-specific; RNA polymerase II cis-regulatory region sequence-specific DNA binding. Gene Ontology annotation, biological process: regulation of transcription by RNA polymerase II. Bases 1 to 459 code for a protein of 152 amino acids. Gene Ontology annotation, cellular component: nucleus. The record is from RefSeq and is a predicted model, not a curated record.
AUGGAAAACAACUCUGAGAAAUCGGCAGUGAAUGCAGAUCAAUCCGCUGGAUACCCAACGCUGGAGAUGUUCUGGAAAUCCCAACAGAGUGAAAUGGAGAACGUUAAUGAUUUCAAGAGCAGGCUGCUACCUCCACCAACCCGCAUCAAGAAGAUCAUGAAGAAGGACGAGGAUGUCCGAAUGGUCGCGGCUGAAUCACCUGUUUUGAUGGCUAAGGCAUGUGAGUUGUUCAUUCAAGACCUCACCCUUCGUUCCUCGCUUAACGCUCAGGAAAACCAUCGACGUAUUCUGAAGAAGGAUGACCUUACUGAUGUGAUUGUGCAGACUGACUAUUUCGAUUUCCUUCUUGACGUUGUUCAUGCAACCGACCCCUUCACACCAAGUUCUGUUCCGUUCUAUGCUGCUGGAGGCAGCAAUGGACAGGAUGGUUCUGAUGUUCAGUAUCCAGCUCGCGGUUAG